Molecule: messenger RNA, 546 nt
Organism: Soboliphyme baturini
Lineage: Eukaryota; Metazoa; Nematoda; Enoplea; Dioctophymatida; Soboliphymatidae
Source: the annotation of a GenBank genome assembly
AUGAGUACUACGUUGAAGCCGUAUCUGACAGCAAUACGUCAUACACUGACGGCCGCUUUGUGCAUUGAAAACUUUUCUUCUCAGGUGGUCGAAAGACAUAAUAAACCUGAAGUUGAAGUGAGGUCGAGCAAAGAACUCCUUCUUACUCCGGUCACCAUUAGCAGGAAUGAAAAGGAACGAGUCUUGAUUGAACCCUCCGUUAACUCGGUGCGUGUCAGCAUAGCGAUCAAACAGAUGGAUGAAGUGGAAAAGAUUUUGUGCCAUAACUUCAUGCGUUUUAUGACCUUAAGAGCCGAACAUUUCAUAAUUCUCCGGCGUAAACCUCUAGUGGGUUACGACAUUUCAUUCCUAAUUACGAACACUCACGCGGAGCAGAUGCUAAAGCACAAACUAGUCGAUUUUGUAAUAUAUUUCAUGGAGGAAAUCGACAAAGAAAUAUCAGAGAUGAAGUUGGUGCUUCGAGCCAGAGCCAGAAUCUGUGCUGACGAAUUCCUUAAACGAGUAAGAACUGUCUUUCGCAUGUCAUGCUUUUUAACACAGUUUUGA